AUGGCGGCCUCUUUCUUCACGGACUUUGGCCUUCUGUGGUACCUGGAAGAACUCAAGCGGAAGGAGUUCGUGCAGUUCAAGGAGCACCUCAAGCAGGAGACGUUGCAGCUAGGGCUGGAGCCGAUCCCCUGGGCCAAGGUGAAGAAGGCCUCGCGGGCAGACCUCGCAGACCUGAUGAUGAAGAGCUACGAGCGGCGGGUCUGGGAGGUCACGUUCGCCGUGUUUCACAGGCUGGGCAGGAAGGACCUGUGCGACAGGGCCAGGAGCGAGAGCACAGGGCACGCAACGCUGUAUCAAGACCACAUCAGGAAGAAGUUUUCUGAGUGGGAGCCCCUUGCUGCAGCCCGUGAAGUCUGCAACCUGAUGCCCAGCCAGGCGGAAUGGGAGUUCAUGUCUCCCCUUUUUGCUCCUGGGGACGCAGGAGAGCAGGCACACACGGUGGUCUUCCAGGGGUCACCGGGCAUGGGUAAGACAGCACUGAUGUGGAAGCUGCUGCUGGCCUGGGCUGAGGGCAGCCUCUACCAAGAUCGCUUCACCUACAUCUUCUACCUGUGCUGUCACAAGCUGAAGCCGCUGGCGCCCAUGAGCCUGGCUGAGCUGCUGGCCCGCGACUGGCCCGAUGCCGCAGCCUCCGCGGCGGAGAUCCUGGCCCUGCCAGAGAGACUCCUGUUCAUGGUGGACAGCUUGGAGGAGCUGGGCUGUGACCUGCUCGAGCCCGAGUCGCCUCUGUGCAGCAGCUGGGCGGAGAUACAGCCGAUCCAUGUGCUGCUGAACAGUCUGCUGGGGAAGACGCUGCUGCCCGAGGCCUCGCUGCUCAUCGCCACCACCCCUGAGUGUGCCGAGAGACUUGCUACCAGGCUGCAAAACCCCAAAAUCAUAACCCUGAGGGGAUUCAGUGAAAACCACCGCAAGCUGUAUUUCUGCAACUGGUUCCAAAGCAACAGUAGAGCCAUGGAGGCUUUCCGGUGCGUGAGAGAAAACCAAUACAUCUUCUCCAUGUGCCAAAACCCGCAGCUGUGCUGGCUCACCUGUGCGUCCAUGAAAGAAGAGAUGGACCGUGGCAAAGACCCAGCCCUGAGCUGCAGGUGCGUAACCUCCCUGUUUGUCUCCUUCAUUUUGAACUCAUUCACACCCAAGGGGGCCAGAGGGCCACCACAGCAGAGCCGGGGUCAGUUGAAGGGCCUGUGUUCUCUGGCUGCCGAGGGUGUGUGGACCAACAUGUCCACGUUCAGUCGGGAGGCCCUCCGCAGAAACGGGAUCAUGGACAGUGACGUGGCCACCCUGCUGGACGCCAGGGUCCUGCGGCGCAGGGCGGCCGAGGAUUCUUAUGCGUUGCUGCACGUGGUGGUGCAGGAGUUCUGUGCGGUGCUGUUCCACCUGCUGCAGCGUGGGGACCACCCGCACCCCGCAGUGCAGGAUGUGGAGACGCUGCUGCUGAGGUUCCUGAGCAAAAGCAAGUCGCCCUGGAUCUUCCUGGGGUGUUUCGUCUUUGGCCUGUUGAAUGAGAGGGAGCAGGAAAGGCUGGACGCGUUGUUUGGCUGCCACCGGUCCCAGGAGAGAAAGCAGCAGCUGCUCGGGCUCCUGCAGAGCCUGGAUGAGCAGCAGGUGAACUUCGCCCUGCUCUUUUCCUGCCUCGCCGAGAUCCAGGACGAAGCCUUCGUGCAGCAGACCAUGGAGUCCUUCCAAGAGGUCGAAGUGGCCGUUGUCCACCCCUUCCAGCUGGCUGCUUCCGCCUACUGCCUAGGACACUGCUCCGGCCUGAGGAAGCUCUGCCUUUCUAUCCAGAAUGUGUUUCCAGAAGAAGAUGGAGGCGGACAGAGGUCACAGCCAAACCUCGUCCUCUGGCGUCAGAUCUGCACCGUGCUCACCACCAACCGGCACCUCUAUGCAUUCCAAGUGAAGGACAGCAGCCUCCCCAUGUCUGUCGUGGUGGCCCUCUGUCAUCAGUUGAAGCAGCCCAAGUGUCGUCUCCAAAAGCUCCAGAUGAAUAAUGUGUCCCUUCACUGUGAGAUGUGGGCUUUCUUCGAGGUGCUAAUUCACAACCCACACUUGACGUGCCUGGACCUCAGCUGCACCGGCCUCUCCCAGCACAGCGUGAAGUUGCUCAGCAAGGCCUUGAAGCACCCAGCGUGCAACGUGCGGGAGCUCCUGCUGGUGACCUGUGGCCUCAGCCCCGAGGACCGUGAGGUCCUGGCCUGGGUCCUCACCUGCAGCAGGAAGUUCAAGCGCCUAAACUUGGCUGGCAACUCCUUGGGUCAGGGGCUGCAGGCUCUGAGCCAGGGCUUGUGCCCCCCAGCCUGCACACUGGAGUUCUUGGUACUGGCCAGCUGCCACUUGGGCGAGCCCUGCUGGGAGGUCCUCUCAGAAGCGCUCCAGUGCAGCCGCAAGCUGACCUACCUGGACCUCAGUGCCAACGUGCUGCAGGACGAGGGGCUGCGGGCGCUCAGUGCCGCGCUGGGCCGCCCAAGCUGCCCUUUACAGUCGCUGUGGCUCUUCUACUGCGGCAUCACGGCUGCCGGCUGUGAGGCCCUGGCCUCCAUCCUCCCCGGCUGCCAGGGCCUGAAGAACCUGCAGGUGGGGGGCAACAGCCUAGGGGACGCCAGCAUGAAGCCGCUGUGCGAAGCUUUGGCACACCCCAGCUGCCGCCUGGAGAUCCUUGGGUUGCAACUGUGUGGGCUCACCAGCGCCUGCUGCUUGGCCCUCUCGUCAGCUCUCACCAGCAGCAAGACCCUGCGCAGUCUGGACCUGAGCGGGAAUGCCUUGGACCUCAGCGGGCUGGCUGUGCUGGCGUCUGCCCUGAGACAGCCCACGUGUGCCCUGGAGGUGCUGGGGUGA
Molecule: messenger RNA, 2835 nt
Organism: Ochotona princeps (American pika)
Lineage: Eukaryota; Metazoa; Chordata; Mammalia; Lagomorpha; Ochotonidae
Gene: NLRP4
Product: NLR family pyrin domain containing 4
Exons: 8
Coding region: 1-2835 (944 amino acids)
Biological process (GO): regulation of inflammatory response
Cellular component (GO): cytoplasm
Molecular function (GO): protein binding
Source: RefSeq, a predicted model, not a curated record